Messenger RNA from Aricia agestis (brown argus), 1063 nucleotides. RefSeq names its product phosphomannomutase-like. Gene Ontology annotation, molecular function: phosphomannomutase activity. The coding region runs from base 219 to 959 and encodes 246 amino acids. Gene Ontology annotation, biological process: mannose metabolic process; protein N-linked glycosylation; GDP-mannose biosynthetic process. The record is from RefSeq and is a predicted model, not a curated record. Gene Ontology annotation, cellular component: cytosol. Lineage: Eukaryota; Metazoa; Arthropoda; Insecta; Lepidoptera; Lycaenidae. The transcript has a single exon.
ACCUCUUAUCUCUUAUCUGUGGGGCAAAGUUUAGGUUGGUUGGGGUUUACCGGUUUACGUUACGAGUUACGACUAGGUACCACAAACUAUUUAAAAUGCUAACGCAUACGACUACGUGUUGUUCGAAAAACAAAUCCUUAUUGAUCCUUACCAACUUUUGGCUUGUGUGUUAACCGGCGUUCGCAAAGGAUACCAUCAGCAACUACUGCUAGAAGAAAAUGGCAAGUAAAAAAAGUAUUUUACUACUGUUCGACGUCGACAGGACGCUCACGAAACCUGGGCAGGUGAUUUCUGCGGAGCUUUUAGACUUCCUUCUGAACAAAGUGAAGCCGGUGGCCAGCAUAGGCCUCAUCAGCAGCUCCGAUUACCCUAAGGUAGUGGAAAAAUUAAACGGGGAGGAGAAUACGAACAAAUUCGACUAUGUGUUCUGCGAUAACGGUGUCUUGUUCUACAAGAACGGCAAGCUGAUCAAAUCGGAGAGCAUCUUGAGCAUCGUCGGCGAGAGCACGCUCCAGAGCGUAAUUAACUUCGCCCUCGGGUACAUGUCCGAGAUCCAGCUCCCCGCUAAGAGGGGCAACUUCGUGGAGUUUCGGUCCAGCAUGAUCAACAUCUGCCCCGUAGGCCGGUCGUGCAGCCAGGCCGAGCGAGACGAGUUCAUCAAAUACGACACAGAAAACGGCAUCCGAAAAAAAUUCGUUGAAGCCCUGCAGAAUGAAUUCAGUGACACAAAAUUAUGCUUCACUCUCGGUGGUCAGAUAAGCAUUGAUAUUUACCCAGCAACGUGGGAUAAAACAAUCUGCCGGCAGUUAUACAUUGGCUAUGAAUUCAGAGAGAUACAUUACUACGGAGGUAUGACUAUGCAGGGUAGCGACGAUUAUUCAGAGGCAUAUUAUGACAAUCAGGUGACAUCCCCAGAAGAUAUCAAGAAAAAUGUCCAGAAAUUGUUGAAUAUAGAAUAAGCCACGAAUAAGCAUUGACAAUACCAAAUACUUAUAUUCAGAAUGAUUGUAAAUUAUGGGCACUUUAUAAUAUUAUAAUUAUUAUACAUACCUACUAAAGUACA